Messenger RNA from Talaromyces marneffei, 1368 nucleotides. RefSeq lists its product as uncharacterized. Bases 1 to 1368 code for a protein of 455 amino acids. Lineage: Eukaryota; Fungi; Ascomycota; Eurotiomycetes; Eurotiales; Trichocomaceae. The transcript is spliced from 3 exons. Gene Ontology annotation, molecular function: zinc ion binding; nucleic acid binding. The record is from RefSeq and is a predicted model, not a curated record. Gene Ontology annotation, cellular component: preribosome, large subunit precursor. Gene Ontology annotation, biological process: ribosomal large subunit biogenesis.
AUGGGAGACGCUCUUCCUUAUACCUGCAAUGCGUGCCUGGUGGCAUUUCGCACCAGCGAUGCUCAGAGAGAGCACAUGCGCAGAGACUGGCAUCUGUACAAUGUCAAGCGACGCGUCGCCUCUCUACCCCCCGUGCCCCAAGAAGUCUUCACAGAGAAGGUCUUGACAGCCCGAGCAACCACUACCGCCGCCGCAGCGAAAGCAUCAUUCGAAAAGACAUGUGGCGCUUGCCAAAAGUCGUUUUAUAGCGAAAACUCGUACCAGAACCAUUUACAGAGCUCGAAACACAAGCUUCGCGAGAAGACUUUGAAGAAGAAGGGUCUUGCCGAUGAUACUUCCUCCGUUAUGGGUUCGACAUUCUCGCUCGGUGAUCCUAUCAACAAGUCCGUGGCAGGCGAUAACGAAUCUACAGUCUCCAAUGUCACAGAGAAAUUGAAGAAUACUGCUAUUCAAGAGGCAGAUAAUGAGGACGAAGAUAUGGGAGAAGACGGAGAAGACAAAGUUGAAGAAUAUUCCUCUACGAAAUGUCUAUUCUGCCUCGAAGACGCUACCGAUGUCCAAGCGAAUGUUGAUCACAUGUUCAAAGUUCAUGGCAUGUUCGUUCCGGAGAAAGAUUAUCUGGCAGACAUUGACGGGCUUAUAAGCUAUUUGCAUGCGAAGGUUAAUGAGAACCAUGAAUGUCUCCUCUGUCACGCUAUCAGGACCACUGCCGCCGGUAUCCGCACUCAUAUGCGCGAUAAGAGUCACUGCAUGAUCGCCUUCGAGACUGAAGAAGAGCAAGUCGAAAUCGGCCAGUUCUACGAUUUUAGAAGCACAUACUCCGAUGAUGAGGAUGAGGAUGAGGAUAUGACAGAUGACGCAGGUGGCGUACCAGUGACAAGCUCAGACGCCGACGCCGACGGCUGGGAAACUGACGAUAGCUCCGUUGACUCUGACGGGGCGGAGCGGAAACCCUACCGGGCCUCUCAACCCAUCUACCAGACAGAUUAUGAGCUCCAUCUGCCCUCCGGCCGCAGUAUCGGUCAUAGGUCACUGGCUAAAUACUACCGUCAGAAUCUGCACAGCUACUCUACCCCCGAGGAGAGGGCUACUGCUCGCCAACUAGCAAUUGAGAACGGCACUGCGGACGAGAAUGAUGAGGAAGAAGAAGGACAGACUACAAUUAAGCGCAACGAACACAAGGCCCUUAUUUCUCGUGCAAAUGGUGGGCUGGGUCUGUCCGGUGCCUCGGCUCAGCAGAGAUCAGAAGCUCUUGCGAUCGAGAGGAGGGAGCGGACUCGUGCCCAGCGCGAGGAGCGCAAGUUCAAUGCAAAGGUUAAUAGACAGGCUAACAGCCAGAAACAUUUCAGGGAUCCUCUCCUUCAAUGA